This is a messenger RNA of Paramecium pentaurelia, 1778 nucleotides long. NCBI's taxonomy places the organism in Eukaryota, Ciliophora, Oligohymenophorea, Peniculida, Parameciidae. The record is from the annotation of a GenBank genome assembly.
AUGAUUGAUAAUCCAUUUUAAUUUGAGAAGGAUCCUAAAAAGUUUACUAAUUCUUUAGAAUAUGAUAGGAAUGCAAUAGAAGAAGAGGAUGAUUAAAAAUAGCAGACUAGAUUAACUUAACUUUAUAUUGGUAAAUCAGCUAGUAGAUAUGGUUUAUUGAGAAAAUUAGAAGAGUAGAGUAAAUUUAUUUUAUCUAGCUUAAGCUGAAAAAUUGGCAGUAGAAAGAGAUCUUGUAUUCUCUUAGGAUUUGAAAUCUAAAAGUUUUAAUGCAAAGCCAGAUCCAAUCUAAUGUCAUUUGAAACAAUUUAAUCCUAGAAUGCUUGAAAAAAAUUAUUAAGAUUCUUUAUAGAAAGCUUAUAAAAUAAGGAGUAUUUUGAAUGAGAAGAAAGAAACACUUUAAGAUUUUGUUGAAAAGAAAAGAGAGAUUUGUUUAACAAAUCUAAAUAUAUUAACAAAAAAAGAAGAAACAAAUAGACUUGAGGAUUUUAUAAAAAAUGAAUAGGAAUCUUUAAGAGCUAGAAAAUUAUACUUUAAAAAUGAUUGUGAAUUAGUAAAGAGAUUUAUGAGUGAAGUUAAAUCUUAAGCAGAUUAUGCUGCAAUUUUAGCUGACAAAGAAGUGAGAAGGAAAGAAGAAGUGAAAGUUGAAGUUGCUAGAAUAUUAGCAUAGAUUGAUAGAUUGAAAUUAUAGAAAAGUAAACUUUAAGAUGAAUAUGAUAAAUUAGAUAAAUAUAGAUAAUUUUUAGAGAAAAUCAAAGUAAUCAUUGAAUAAUAUGAUUUAGUAACAUUAUAAAACUAAAUUUUCAGAUUUAGAAAAAGAGAUUAUAUUACCAUAAACUACUACUAAUUCUAAAAGAACUUUAUUUUUGACUGGAGUUAAUGUUAUGGAAUCUGAAACAAGAUCAAAAGAACAAUUGGAGUAAUUGCAAUUUGAAUAUAAGUAAAAUAAGAUGGCUGAUACAGUGAUAGAGAUUUUGGAUGCAAUUGAGGAAGGAAAUUUAAGAAAUAUGUAGAAUUAAAGAGAUGCUGAAGAAGAAAUUGAAUAAAAAAAGAGAGAGGCUUAACAUUUAAGAGAGACAUUAGCAAUACAUCAGAAAGAAAAUGAAUAAAGAUUCAAAGUAUUAGAGAAACAAUAUGUUAUGCAUUAACAAUAUUAACAGGAAUUAAAAAAAUAAGAUAAAGUAGAUUAAAAUAAAUUAGAAUUUGCAGAAGGUGAAAAUUUAGAUAUGGAUAAGAUAGGAAAAAGAAUAAUAGAAAUCUAUACAGAUAUUUCUAAGAAAGAAUAAGAUCCUUUAAUUAAGAAAUUAGGGAUUGAUUCAAAAAUGCUUAAAUUUACAUUAAAUGUAAUUGAAUUAAUAUAUAAUGAUUAGUAAUUAGAAAAGAUUGUUUUAGAAUUAUCAGAAUAUAAAUUAUAAUUUCUAAUGAAAUCUAAAUAAGAUUUUAUAGAUGCAGAAAAAAAGAUUAAUUUAAAGAAAAAGUAAAAUAAUUUAUAUAAUAUUUAUAGAGAAUAAAGAUAAACUAAUUAAAAGGAUGAAGAAAAGAAAAAAUAAAUAAUGGAGAGAAGAAGAAAGAAAGAAGAAUAAAUGGCUAAUUUUUAUAGAGGAAGAAAGGAUAUGAGAAGAAAUUAUCCAGUUGAAAAAGUUGUUGUAGAAUAAGUUGUUGAAGAUAAUGAUGAAAAUGAUGAUGAAAAAUACUUAUAAGAGAGUUAUGAACUUGUUUAUGUACCAUCAUCAAAAGUUGAUAAUAUUUAAUCAUCAUAAUAAUUAUAAUAAUAAUAAUGA